This is a messenger RNA of Pipistrellus nathusii (Nathusius's pipistrelle), 957 nucleotides long. Lineage: Eukaryota; Metazoa; Chordata; Mammalia; Chiroptera; Vespertilionidae. The record is from the annotation of a GenBank genome assembly.
AUGGAGACCCGCUACAACCUCAAGAGCCCGGCUGUUAAACGUUUAAUGAAAGAAGCGGCAGAAUUGAAAGAUCCAACAGAUCAUUAUCAUGCACAACCUUUGGAGGAUAAUCUUUUUGAAUGGCACUUCACAGUUAGAGGGCCCCCAGAUUCUGAUUUUGAUGGAGGAGUUUAUCAUGGACGAAUAGUACUGCCACCAGAGUAUCCCAUGAAACCACCAAGCAUUAUUCUUCUAACGGCUAAUGGACGAUUUGAAGUAGGCAAGAAAAUCUGUUUGAGCAUCUCAGGACAUCAUCCUGAAACUUGGCAGCCUUCAUGGAGCAUAAGAACAGCAUUGUUAGCCAUCAUUGGGUUUAUGCCAACAAAAGGAGAAGGAGCCAUAGGCUCUCUAGAUUACACACCUGAGGAAAGAAGAGCACUUGCCAAAAAAUCACAAGAUUUCUGUUGUGAGGCAUGUGGCUACACCAUGAAGGAUGUCCUGCUGCCUUUAAAAUCUGGAAGUGAUUCAAGCAUGGCUGACCAAGAAGCCAAAGAACUGGCUAGACAAAUCAGUUUUAAGGCAGAAGUUAAUUCAUCUGGAAAGACUAUUGCUGAGUCGGACUUAAAUCACCCUUUUUCACUAAAUGAUUUAGAGGACAAUAUACCUACCACAUUCCAGGGAGCUACUGCCAGUACAUCGUAUGCAGUCCAGAACUCCUCAGGAGCAUCCCUUCAACAACCUACCCAGCCUGUAGCUAAGAACACCUCCAUGAGUCCUCGCCAGCGCAGGGCCCAGCAGCAGAGUCAAAGAAGGUCGUCCAGUUCACCAGAUGUCAUCCAGGGCCAGCAGCUCCGAGACAACCACACGGAUAAUGGCGGGUCUGCUGUACUGAUUGUCAUUUUGACUUUGGCACUGGCAGCGCUUAUAUUCCGACGAAUAUAUCUAGCCAAUGAGUACAUAUUUGACUUUGAGUUAUAA